Molecule: messenger RNA, 791 nt
Organism: Corticium candelabrum
Lineage: Eukaryota; Metazoa; Porifera; Homoscleromorpha; Homosclerophorida; Plakinidae
Exons: 6
Coding region: 129-659 (176 amino acids)
Source: RefSeq, a predicted model, not a curated record
ACGUGGUCGAAUUAUUGUUUUCAUUCUGGUUAUCAAGCCUUGCUCGCUUGGUGACCAUCAGAGUUAGAGAAACCGUUGACUGACGCGUUCUGUUGGCGGACAUCUUAUCUCUUUGUCUUCAAAAGUUUAUGGGAAUAAUCUUUUCUCUUGGUUCAAUAAUGUUCAGAAACGAAACUUUUGCGCGAAAAGCUUGGCGAGACUUUGGCUAUGCCUCAUCAUCUAGAGAAUUUGGUGUUCACGGUGACCACUUCUUCUCCAGAAGCUACAAUAACCUGAAAAAUUGGGUGUUGUUCAUCACGAAUCCCUUUGUUGCGACACUUAAUCGACUACCUCGACCGGGUAGCGUCAAUCAACUUCAAAUUACAAAUCAUAGCACGUUAUCAACUCCACUCUUGAACAACGUACAGAAACUACCAACUGUACGAGUGUCACCAAUCUGUGUGAGUAGCAGGAACAUUUCUUCAAAGGUACUACAGGAUAGUGCGUACGUGCAAGAAGCGUACGCUAGAUGUGCAGGCAGAGUAGAAGAAGACAUGAAUAUGUUGUUGAAAAUAUGGAAGUCAAAGUAUGGCGCAGAGGAAGCAAAGGCAAGAAUGACUGCUAGGAUUCGAGAAGCGGGAAUGGAAAGAUUUAUAAAGGUUAAGGUUAGAAGACAUUGACAGGAGAGUUGAUGCUGUUGAGUUGUGAGGUAGAUAUCUUUUUAAUUAAUGCGGUGUGGAGUGUUACUCGCAGACUCAUUUUCAGGCUUGUGAGAGUCGGAAAUUUUAUGCAAUUAUAAUUUGUUGCAUGUG